AUUAAAAAACGAACACAGGAACUUCAUUUUUGUUUAUAUUUUUAUUGUUUAGUGUUUAGUCACUAAUCUGAAUUAUUGUGAAAAAAUCUUGAAACUAAUUUAUGUAAAAUGCCUGAAUUGUUAAGAUAUUCCAAACCGACAAAUCUUAGCGAUUUUGUGAUCAUAAUACCGUGUGUUUCUGUUGGAAAUGUUCCACAGUUAGCAGUAGACCUCCUCAUCAAAACCUACAAUUUAGAAAAAGUAGCUUCUGUAUGGCAUUCCUCGAUUGUUCCUACAGUCGGUGCUGAUCCUUAUAAUUGCAGUUCUUCAGAAAUAUGUACAGCGUGUGAAUUAUAUUCAAAUGAAGACUUGAAAAUUGCUUGUUUUCAACUGAGAUCAACCAUUGAAACCAAAACAGCAAGAAAGUUUUUCGAAGAUGUUUACAAUAGUUUAAAAGAAUUGAAAAUUAAAAAAGUUGUAGUUUUAUCCAGCGCUUUUGAUUAUGAAUUGCACAAUAUAAAGCAGGAAAGAUUUUACUUUUUGGGAAAAAGUCAAACUAAUCUAUCAAAUAUACCGAAUAUGAAAGAAUUGGAAAAAGGUGAUAAUAAUAAGUACUCAGUGAAUGGAGCAGGUUUUGCUAUUAAUUUAUACUCUGUCUUAUCUAGAAGUUUGGACUGUCUUUUACUAGGAAAGUAUAUCAGUGAGGGUGACAAUAGACCUGAUGCUCAAUCGUUGCUUGAAAAAGUGUUGUAUGUGACCAAUUUGCAACGAAUAUCAAAGAAUGUAGUAUAUCCUAGUUCUUGGGAUUAUGUUUUCGGCGCUCCACCUCCUAUUGGAAUAUAUUAAAUUGUAAUUGUUACAUUGAAAUAGUAAAUAUUUUAUAUUCUUA
Molecule: messenger RNA, 868 nt
Organism: Diabrotica virgifera virgifera (western corn rootworm)
Lineage: Eukaryota; Metazoa; Arthropoda; Insecta; Coleoptera; Chrysomelidae
Product: proteasome assembly chaperone 2
Exons: 2
Coding region: 109-825 (238 amino acids)
Biological process (GO): proteasome assembly
Cellular component (GO): cytosol; nucleus
Source: RefSeq, a predicted model, not a curated record